This is a messenger RNA of Nicotiana attenuata, 1122 nucleotides long. Its product is annotated as F-box/kelch-repeat protein At3g23880-like. NCBI's taxonomy places the organism in Eukaryota, Viridiplantae, Streptophyta, Magnoliopsida, Solanales, Solanaceae. Bases 1 to 1122 code for a protein of 373 amino acids. Gene Ontology annotation, molecular function: protein binding. The transcript has a single exon. The record is from RefSeq and is a predicted model, not a curated record.
AUGGAGGAAACAGCUGAAGGAGAAAACCAUUUGCACCAGGAAUUACCACAAGAACUCAUCAUUGAAAUUCUGGUCAGGUUACCUGUCAAACUCCUCUUGAAAUUCAGGUGUGUUUCAAAAUCAUGGCUUUCUCUACUUUCAAAUACUGAAUUCCACAAAACCCAUGUCAAUUUUUCCAUAAAGAACCCCAAAAUGACUGAUUACACAAUUGCUGGUGUAACCUCAGUCUCUGGUUUAGGUAAAAUCUGCCAUGUUUACACCAUAAAGUGUGAAAAUUUAUUUAUUACUGUGGCUAAGCAUGGCUGUCCUCCUAAAUCUUUGCCUCUCUCGGCUUGGCUAUUGGGUUCUUGCAAUGGUUUAGUUUGUUUAACUAGUGACUCAUUUACACUAAUGCUAUUGAAUCCAUGUACUGGAAAUUUUAAUGUAUUUCCUGAUACAAUGUCUCAGUAUAAAGUUGGUGCUGGUGGUUGUUAUGUUAGAUAUGGAUUUGGUUAUGAUGCAUCUAUUGAAGAUUAUAAGGUUGUCAAGAUCUUUAGUUUUCCUCAGAAUGAGGGCAGACAUGAGAACAUAGUUAAGGUUUAUAGCUUAAAGGCUAAUUCUUGGUCAACUAUUCAUGGUUUUAAUAGUGGUCGUAUAAAUGGAAUGGUGGGUGUGUUUGUAAAUGGGGCUCUUCAUUGGGAUGUUUGUCAUCCUCAUAUUUCGCGUGCUUUUUCGGAGAUUGUUACUUUGGAUUUGGCUGCAGAGAGACAUGGAAAAAUUGCACUUCCUAGUAAUGAAGAUGGAGGUAUUCAUUGGACAUUAGGCGUUUCAAGAGGGCGUUUAGUUGCUUGUUGCAACUAUGAAACAAAUAAGGCAGAUAUGUGGGUGAUGAAGGAGUAUGGUGUCGAGAAAUCCUGGACUAAGUUGGUUGCCAUCUCGUUGCCUGUUGAUCGUAGAGUUGAUAUCACUCCAUUGUAUGUGGCAGAGAACGGUGAUGUUCUGCUGAAGCUUGGCACAGAGCUAAUACUGUAUAAUUCAAGGAACACAUCAUUCAAGCGACUUGCCGAUUAUGUCUCGGGUGAUUUCCUUCAAGUUCAAGUGGCCACCUACUUAGAGAGCCUUACUUCACCUCAUAUUUGGUGA